AUCCACUACCGAAGACCAUCUGUACAACAUGUUUGAGACGCGUGGAACAGCAUUAUGAUCUACUAAUGCGAUUAUCACGAAUCCGGGAAGAGAGAUUCGUUGAACUAAAGAGUCGCCAACAUGUUGAAGAUUUACCCUACGUAUCUAGUCCUGAAUUUUCCGAAGAUGAUAAUUAUCACAGCGAAGACGAAUCCAGGCGACGACAAUCUCAAGAUCCUCUAGCAGAUAACGGAUCUCCUUCGACAUCAUCUGCAUCGGCAGACAUUCCUUCUUCAUCAACACGAUCUAAUGAGGUUGGCGUUUCCAAUAGUAACAGUACGAAUGUUGACAAUGACAUCGAUAUCAACACAAACGUUGAUACUCUAGAAGAUUUUUUGUCAUCUUCGUCUUCCAACACAACGUAUGAAAACAAUGCUGCUGAUCAAUUUGAGAUGACAUUGCCAGUGCACAAUGACUGA
Molecule: messenger RNA, 458 nt
Organism: Musca vetustissima
Lineage: Eukaryota; Metazoa; Arthropoda; Insecta; Diptera; Muscidae
Exons: 2
Source: RefSeq, a predicted model, not a curated record